GAUCCAACGUGGCCGCUAACUCCGGGCCGGAAGCGGAAGUGACGUCACGCACACCGACUCCCCCCUUUUUCUCGGGGCUCCGGGACCUUCUCGGCGGUCGUCCGAGGGCGCUCCGCUCGGCUCGAACAGGCUUUCCGCCAUUGGCAUCACGGUGAGACACUCGCUGCAUCGUCCAGGCUCGGACCGGGCGGUUCUGUCUGCUGCAGCCCAGCUUUGGCCGAAAGGACUUCUAGAUCUUUACAGAACAGGAUAUUUUCUGUGUCCUUCCCUGCUCUGCUCAUGCCUACCACAGGAAUAGGACUUCCUAAUAAUUUGCUGAAAGAAUUAAAGAAUAAGCCAGACCUGAAAUAAACUUCCAGUACCUACAGUAAAUGAAAUAGAAGAGGACUCCAUAUAACCCUGUAUUAAGAGGAAUGGAGAUUGCCUCUGCCCACUUAGAUUCAUAAGCUGUCCCGAAGUGAUCUUGGCAUCAGGGAAGGGAGUGUUCAGGCACAUUUCACCAUCAGCAUCACGGGAUGGCAGCCAUUGAUUUGUCCCAUGGCCUUCUUUCUAGAGAGCCUAUCUACAUCUAUGAAGAAAACACAGAAGUAGAAGGGACAGUGACUGACAACCAGGCAGAUUGUUACCAGGAUGCAGUGACCUUCGAUGAUGUGACUGUGGAGUUCACCCCAGAUGAGUGGACUUUACUGGACCUGACUCAGAGGAACCUAUACAGAGAGGUGAUGCUGGAGAACUAUGAAAAUUUGACCUCAGUAGGAUGUCAGUUCUUCAUUCCUAGUCUGACUCCCUGGUUAAAACAAGAAGAGUUGGAGACAGUGGAAAGCACAGUCCCUCAACAAUUGGAAUUACAACCUAGAAUUGACGAUUCAGAACUUCAGAAUUAUUUUAAGAUGCAAAGUUCCAGUGAACUAGAAAUGGUGGGUGAUUCAUCCCUUCCUCAGCAGUCAGGAAACCACAGUGAAGAGGACCUUUGUGACUCUAAGCCAGGUGGAGAAGUGUUGGGUGAACAAUUAUGUUUUAACACAGAGGUGAGCAUGCAGAGCCAAGGAUACACUUCUGAGUGUAACUGGUAUGGGAAAGACAUUCUUUCUUUGCUCAAGGAAACCUCUACUGGACAGAAUGUUUCUGAACUUAAUCAGUGUGGAAAAAUCUUCAGUCUGACUCCAAACAUCAUGUACCCAAGCACUAGCACAAAUGAGAAACCCUUUGAAUGCACAGACUGUGAGACAGUAUUUUUUAAUCAGUCAUACUUUCAGACAGAUAUGAGGCCUCACAAUGGAGGAGAACCCUAUGACUGGAAUAAAUAUGGGAAUGGUUUUAUUCAUCCCACAAGCUUUGCUAUGCAUCUUCCGAUUCUCAAUGCAAGAAACCCCUACAAAUUUGAGGAAUGUGGAAAGGACUUUCAGUAUUUUGCAUGCCUUAAUAAUCCCAUGGGAAUGUGCACUGGAGAAAAAUUCUGUGACUGCAAGGAAUGUUGGAAAGCCUUCACGGUUUCCUCACACCUAACUCAGUAUGUAUCAAUUCAUACUGAAGAAAAAUCCAAAGUAUGUAAGAUAUGUGGGAAGUCCUUUGCUAAUUAUUCUCGACUUUCUGCACAUGUAAAAACUCAUACUGAAGAAAAGCCCUUUGUAUGCAAGGAGUGUGGGAAGGCCUUUAAAAAUGUGUCAUACCUUAAUGAUCACGUUAGAAUUCACACUGGAAUAAAAUCAUACAAAUGCAUGGAAUGUGGGAAAGCCUUCCUUCGAUGGUCAGGCCUUACUGAACACAUAAGAGUUCACACUGGGGAAAAGCCUUACGAAUGUAAGGAAUGUGGAAAAACCUUUUCUAGAUCUACUCAGCUUACUGAACAUAUAAGAACACACACUGGAAUCAAACCUUAUGAAUGUAAGGAGUGUGGGAAAGCCUUCACUCAGUACUCAGGCCUUGCCACACAUGUACGAAUUCAUAGUGGAGAGAAGCCCUUUGAAUGUAAGGAAUGCGGGAAGGCCUUUACUAGGACCUCUGGUCUGAUUCAUCAUGUGAGAACUCACACAGGAGAGAAGCCUUUCGAAUGUGUUCAUUGUGGGAAAACCUUCAUAACUUCCUCACAUCGCACAAAACAUCUGAAAAUUCACAGUGGCGAAAAGCCCUUUGUGUGUAAUAUAUGUGGGAAAGCAUUUAUAUAUUCCACAUCCCUUAACAUUCAUAUGCGAACCCAUACUGGAGAGAAGCCCUAUAUAUGCAAGCAGUGUGGGAAAGCAUUUGCUGUUUACUCACGUCUAAGGAAACACAGCAGAGUUCACACUGAAGAAAAACCCUAUCAAUGUGAGGGUAUGGGUGUUGCUAUUUAGCCCAUCUGUUGUUGCCACCUUUAAAUAUUGACAGUGACACCAAAGAUCAUCAGAUUAGUCUUAACUGCUUUGUGUGGGUUCUAAUGCUUCACACUGGCUUUACACACCAUCCUGAUUUUAUGAAAUAGGAUAAUUUAGGUGCCCCCUCAAACUUUUCUUCUUUUGGGCAGUGCUGAGAAUUGACCUAGAACAUCACACAUGCUAGGCAAGCACUCAAUCACUGAGCUACAUCCCUGGAACCUUUUUCUGGAUGUCUUGAGUCUGAGCAUUUGUGGGUCAUAAAUGAGGCCAGUAGACAAGAUGGCCUCAUUCUGAUGGUUGACUCUGUUAUGAAAUAAUUAAACACAUUUGAUCCUUUUGUUGGUUAGUGGCUGCCAGUGUGUUUUGUUAAUGUGAAAAUUCACCACAAGCCAAAUUAAUAUAAGACACUGGUGUAUUUCGGAAAGACACAAUCCAGGCAGCUAUUCUGACCCCAUUGAUUCUGAUGAGCAUACCAAGAAAUAGUCCUUAUCCAUUCUUGUUAGCUAGUCUAUUUACAGAUGUUAUCCCCGUGACCCUAUAAAUAUGUUCAAACUCAAAAUCCACCUUUUGGAUCUAUUUUGGGUAAUUUUGUUCAUAUAAUCCAAUGUCUGUUCCUCAGUUUGGUUGAGAUUGAUCUGAGGAUUGAGCUGAGGGUGUUGUGGGUGCUAGGUAGAUAUUCUGCCACUAAGCUAUAUCCCUAUCUGGCUCUCAGUUAUUGUAAUGUUGAUCAGCUGAGAGUUUUUCAAGGUACAGUUCUGUUUUGUUUAAUAAUUCCUUCUUAGCUUCAGUGUCUCGCCUUUUAUAAUUUACUAAAAGCACUCAGGAGGAACCAAGUUGCUCCUUUUGAACACUUUAGUUACAGGUCUCACAUAAAUUUUCUGUUUUAUCACUCUCAAACUUCCACACAAAAUGCAAGAAUAUAGUUCUCCAAGGUUCAUGACCAUUGCAUUAUCACUGCUUAGUUUUUUUUCAUGUUCUAGUAACAUGUUCCUCUUUCCUAAGGGGUAACUUCUACCUAUCACUCAGUUUCAAAGCUACUUGCAUUUUUUUUUAAAACUGCAAUGCCCUAGUACCACAAAACACCAUAGUAGCACUGGCAAAAUGGCUUAUAAAGUAAAGGUGCUUUACCUGGUUUCAAUCAAAUCAGGAACUGAGUUCGAUACCAGGGACGUACAAAGUAAAAGGAGAGAAUGGACUGCUACAAGUUGUCCUCUACUUCUGCAUGAAUACCACAUUUUGUACACACACUUACAUACACAAUAAAUAUAACACAAAACCAACAGAAGCCAAGUUGCUUUAAAAUUCACUUUAAAAGAAACGAAAUUUUAGGUUAGCAUAGUAUUGGGUUCCAUUAUGACAUUUUGGAUAAAAUUUUAGGGCUGUGGGUUUAGCUCAGUGGUAAUAUUCCUUGCCUAGCAUAUGCAAAUUUAAGUUUUAUCUCCAGCCGUGGACAGAUAAUAUACAGCAAUUUAUUCUCUCAUAUAAGGAAGACAGCAUGGGAGCUAGUUAAAUGGUUCAGAGGGGAAAGUUCUUGCCAUGCAAACAUGAGAACCAUAUUUGGUUCCCCGGAACCCAUCUAAGUGCCAGGUGGGCAUGGAGGCCCACCUGUAAUCCCAAUGCUUGCAAAGCAACAUGGGAAUCUUCAGAUGAUUUGGGUAGCUAGGUUACUAGAAUUUAUGAGCUCCAAGUUCAGCAAGAGAUGCUGACUGCUAAAAUAAAUAAAAUGGAAAGUGAUUGGGGACACCUGACAUUAUCUUUUGGCUCCCACAUGCCACGUGCAAAUGUGUGAACAUGCCAGCAUGCACAUACACACACAUUUAAAAAAAAUCAGCAUGUUUGACUUCUGGUGCAGACGUUUUCAAAUGACAAAAUCUGAAAAUGAGGUUUUCUUCCUCUUCUGAUAAAAAUCACAGUCUUGUUUGGUGAGGUUUCCACUUAUGGUCCUAAGUGGAAAUUCUAAAGACUCUACCUGGACAAUCAUGCUAUGGCUUAGAUUUAACCUGAAUUUGAGAGGGUCUUCAGUACAGUAUAUUUGCAUAUAGGUUCUUUUGGUUUCUCAGACAGGUAGUCAUAACUGUAGAUAAUGAUGGUAUUUUUAUUUCUAUUUUAGUGGUUUCUUUACAGAAAUGAGUAUGAUGUCCAGCACAAUAGUGAAAGUAGUAAAAACAUAUUUUUCUUUAGAAUUAUAAUGAGGUAUGCUCUCCACCAUACUGAUUUGCUUUAUUAGAUAGUUUUUUUAAUAUCUGGAUUUUGCUUAUUCAUUUUAUAGUAUUUCUUUAAUUGUGAAGUAAAAUUAUCCUUGGAUUUAUUGUUUUCCUUAUAUCCUCUGACCAUACUCAUUUUCUGGUCCAUAAUACCUAAUAAAUACUGGAAUGAGUAAAAGGACUCUAAAGUAAAGGCAGUCAUUUAUUAAUAAUGAUUAUAUACAGUUGUCUGAUGUUAACCUUAAAUUCCUAGAUAUAUUUAAUGUGGACAUUAAGGAUCAUUUUUGUUUUGUGUGAUUGCUGGGGAUCAAACAAUCCCAGGAGUAUGCAAGCACUCUCCACUGAGCUACAAUUUUGAACCAAAUGGUUCACUUUUACUAUUUAGUGUUGAUUAUGUUUAUUCACAUAAAGAUUUUCAUAGAUAUUCUUGAGUAAUAAUGGCAUAUAAAUUUUUCUUAUGGAAGAAGAGUAGGGAUAGGUAGAGUGCCUGUUUAGCAAUGUACAAGACCCUGGUUUCAAUCUUCAGUACUACCAAAACAAAAUUUUAAAAUGAAUUGACUGGUUUUUAGCUGUAGAUUAGAACAGUGUCAUAUACUACAGUGAAGUGUAUUCCUCACUAAAUUCUUAACCUGUUCAGUUAUACUGAUCUAGAAUAAUUGAUGAUGUUUGGGGUACUUUUAUCUUAAACUGUUUGGUAUCUUUUAUGUUUAUAGGACACUUAAUAUUUACAAUAUCAUUAAAUUUUUGAGUAUAUUUUUCUAGGCAUGCUUUCAUUUUCACAUGAAACAAAAUUUAUUUUUUCUUAUAUUCUAAUAUUUCCUGGUUGUAUAAUUGAGUUUAAUUUGGGCUGGUCUUGCAUUCUGCAUUUAUUUCUCCUUGUAUUUACAUUGAGUUAAUCUUGAAAGUAUCUGGUAUUGUUUUGGAGAGUAUCUAUUUCAAAAACAGUGUGUUGCCACACACUGUGAUCUUAGGGAUUCCAAGGCAAGGCAGGAGGGUCACAGACUUAAGGGUAGCCUGAGACUGGGCUACUUUGUGAGAAAGUGUCUUAAAAAAACAAAAACAAAAAUAAAAUAAAACAAAAAGAAACAAAUGAGCCUGAAGGUGGAAUUGGGUCUGGUAAAUGAUUUGGAAAGGAAAAAAACUGUCUUGAAAUAUUGAAAUUUUCUGAUAUAGUUUUUAUUCCAUUGACUCUGGUAGGUACUUACACACACACACACACACACACACACACACACACACACAUAUAUAUGUAUAAGCUUUCUUUUUGUAUCCUUAGUUCAAACAUUUUGGGGGGGGUGCUAGGAUUCAAACUUAGGGCUUUACAUAUGCUAACACUGACUUGUAACCCAGCUGUAGAUGUGUCUUUUAUACAUACUUUAGUUGGAGUUUUAAAAUUCUGAAUACUUGAAAAAUCCUAAUUAACAAUUCUUUUAGGCCAUUAUGUAUAAUGCAAUUAGUAACAGAAUUGGAUUUUUUUCUGUAUUUGUUGCAUGUUCCUUCUCUCUGUAAUGUUUCUACUGAAAUUUUACCCAAUGCUUGAAAUUUAUGUACUGCAUUUACUUUUAUUUUAGUUGCUAUUCUAAAACAUUAAAUCCAGUUUUAAAAUAAAA
Molecule: messenger RNA, 6165 nt
Organism: Mesocricetus auratus (golden hamster)
Lineage: Eukaryota; Metazoa; Chordata; Mammalia; Rodentia; Cricetidae
Product: zinc finger protein OZF
Exons: 9
Coding region: 516-2330 (604 amino acids)
Biological process (GO): negative regulation of transcription by RNA polymerase II; central nervous system development
Cellular component (GO): nucleus
Molecular function (GO): RNA polymerase II cis-regulatory region sequence-specific DNA binding; DNA-binding transcription repressor activity, RNA polymerase II-specific
Source: RefSeq, a predicted model, not a curated record